This is a messenger RNA of Lachancea dasiensis, 1536 nucleotides long. The record is from the annotation of a GenBank genome assembly. Lineage: Eukaryota; Fungi; Ascomycota; Saccharomycetes; Saccharomycetales; Saccharomycetaceae.
AUGUCGGACCCAACUCAGGAAGCACUCGCUCAAAUCAAAAAAACUCUGGAGCUUCUAGCACUUCAGGCCACCAGUUCCAAUCAGCCCAAGCCUGCAAACCCUUCGGGAAGGGAAAACAGGUCCCCGCUAGCCGGGGAUUACUUCAAGGCGUACUCUCAGAGUUAUAUCGAUUUCACCUACGAGAGUCCCACCAUCUACCAUGUAGUGGAAUAUUUUGCCAAGCAGCUCGAUGAAGCGGGCUUCACGUACCUGAGUGAAAAAUCAUCGUGGGCCGAUGUCAAGAGCGGAAAAUACUACACCAUUAGAAACGGCACCAACCUGUCGGCUUUCGUGCUGGGCAAAGACUGGGACUACAAGUCCGGGGUGGGCGCGCUGGGGUCGCAUAUCGAUGCGUUGACCGUCAAACUCAAGCCAUUGUCCCACAAGCCAGACGUGGAAGGCUUCCAGUUGCUGGGCGUCGCGCCCUAUGGUGGCACGCUGAGUGACUACUGGUUCGACAGGGACCUCGGGAUCGGUGGCAGGGUCCUUGUGAGAAAUGAGUCCACGGGCAAGAUAGAAUCCAGACUCAUCAACUCGGCGCCACAUCCGAUCGCCAAGAUUCCGUCGUUGGCGCCGCACUUCGGGAGCCCCGCGGUUGGGCCCUUCGACAAGGAGGACCAGGCCGUCCCCAUUGUGGGCUACGCCUCCGCUGACGACGAGGACGACGAAGAGUACGAUGCCGAAGAUGAGCGCAAGAGCCCGCUCUUUGGCCACCACCCCAUUGGACUGCUGAGGUAUAUUGCGUCGCUGGCCAAGGCCAAGGUGAGCCAGCUUGUGCAGGUGGAUGCCGACCUAUUUGACGUCCAAAAAGGGUCUUUGGGCGGCUUGAAAAACGAGUUUUUGUUUGCACCAAGAUUGGACGACCGUGUAUGCAGUUAUGCCGCGAUUCAGUCCCUGAUUGCCUUCGCCAAUGAGGGCGAAAUCCCAUUGGGAUCCUUCAACGUGGCCACCCUCUACGACAACGAAGAGGUCGGUUCUCUGUCCAGACAGGGUGCAAAAGGUGGCCUCUUCGAGAGCGUCGUACAACGGGUAACAUCUAACGUGCACGGCAACGAUCCAUCGUUUGUCCGCACCGCUUUUGCCAACUCUGUUAUCCUUUCCGUGGACGUGAACCACAUGUUCAACCCCAACUUCAAAUCGGUGUAUCUCGAGAAUCACCGGCCCAAGCCCAACGUCGGCGUGACUCUGGCGCUCGACUCGAACGGCCAUAUGGCUACCGACGUGGUGGGUACUGCUCUGGUCGAAGAGCUCGCGAGGCUGAACGGAGACAAAAUACAGUACUUCCAUAUCAAAAACAACUCUCGGUCGGGAGGUACCAUCGGGCCCUCCAUUUCCUCCCAAACUGGUGCCAGGACAGUCGACCUCGGAAUCGCUCAGCUCUCAAUGCACAGUAUCAGAGCUGCUACUGGGUCCAAGGAUGUUGGGCUGGCCAUCAAGUUUUUCAAAGGCUUUCUAGCCAACUGGAGAUCCGUCUACGAUACCUUCGGCGACCUUUAA